Molecule: messenger RNA, 289 nt
Organism: Anopheles maculipalpis
Lineage: Eukaryota; Metazoa; Arthropoda; Insecta; Diptera; Culicidae
Product: cytochrome c oxidase subunit 7A, mitochondrial-like
Exons: 3
Coding region: 4-276 (90 amino acids)
Biological process (GO): mitochondrial respirasome assembly; mitochondrial electron transport, cytochrome c to oxygen; regulation of oxidative phosphorylation
Source: RefSeq, a predicted model, not a curated record
ACCAUGAGCUACAAGAACAUUGCCCGACUGGUGCUGCAAAACAAUCGCCAGUUCUCCCGCACCGCAACGGCCUCGUCCGGUGAGGUGGCCGAAGGCUACAAGCAGCUGAAACACAUCCAGGAGAAGUUCCAGAAACCCGACGGUAAGCCCGUGUUCCUCAAGGGUGGUCCAAUGGAUAAUGUGCUGUUCUCCGUGACGAUGGUACUCAGCCUGGUUGGGCUGGCCGGUAUCGGCAAGCUGUUCUACGAGCUGAGCUACCCGAAGAAGGACGACUAGGAUGGACCAGCUG